This is a messenger RNA of Serinus canaria (Common canary), 6927 nucleotides long. It is a transcript of the gene SORBS3, whose product is annotated as sorbin and SH3 domain containing 3. The transcript is spliced from 19 exons. The record is from RefSeq and is a predicted model, not a curated record. Lineage: Eukaryota; Metazoa; Chordata; Aves; Passeriformes; Fringillidae. The coding region runs from base 4461 to 6599 and encodes 712 amino acids. Gene Ontology annotation, molecular function: protein binding.
GUCCAGCUGCCAUCCCCUGAGAGGCCAAACCUCUGCUGGGGGGGGGUUGGAUUAAAAAACAAAAAUCAGUCAAACCAGGCAACUUGGGUCGUUGGCUUUGGCACAAUUUGGAGUUAGCCUGAGCUUUCCAAAGCAGGUCCUUCCCUUCAGGAUACGGUUGGGUUGGUUUUCCUUUACACACCUGUUUUCUUCCCAGAUUUUUCCUGUUGUUUUCUUCCACCUCUUGCCUACCUGCAGCUGCUGCUUUAGCAACCAAUUCCCUGGAAGGCAGAUUGCUGGGAUCCAUCGCUCUUUUCCAAGGUGACAGCCAGGGGUAGCUCCAGAGGGCUCCAGGGCUGUUAACACCAACCACAGCACCUUUUCCUUCAGGAUUUCAGCUUUAUCUCAGGGGAGUCCCAAAGGAAAACAGGGAGAAGGUGGGGGAAGUGCUGACCCUUGUUGUGGCUCUUCCACUUGGAGCAGCCAGUCUGUGCAGCAGAAUUCCCUUGGGAAUCCCUCUGAUUCAGAGCAGAGGAAUUAUCUCUGCUGUCUGAUGAGCCUUGGGAAAGCUGCAGGGCCUGAGUUUUAAAGGAAAAGGGGGUGAAUUACACCCUGGAGGCUGCAGCUCCCCCAUUCCCCCACCACCACAGGCUGCCCAGCCCACGGCACAUUCCCUGCUCCCAGCUCUGGAAUCAGCCCUUGCUGAGCAGUGUGGGGGACAGGGUGGUCCCCCCCAGUGUCACCUCCCUGUCCCCCAGCGGGUGGGUGGCUUUGGGCAUCAGAGGAGCCAUGGGCAGCUCAGCCUUUCCCAGCAGCUGGAGCAGGGGGUUGCUGAUAAAAGUUUGGGAUAAGGUGGGUGGGGCACUGCUGGUUUUGGGAGAUGUGGCUCAGUGCUGGUGACGGGGCAGCCCCUGGAGUGGGAAGCAGGGAAGGCUUGGAAGGCAGAACCGAGUGGAUCUGACAGGAAUUUUGGCAGGGUGAUCUGGACAGGGAUCCUGGGGGUUCCCAGGGGGCACCCCCUGGGUGUUGUCAGGGAUUUUGGAGUGGGAGCUGAGUAUUCUGUCACUGAGCAUUAUUUCACUUAGACUGGGAGUGCUGGGGAAGGGUUUUGUGGGAUUCCCAUUGGACACUUCCCUGUGAGCUGUGCAGGAUUUUGUGGGAUUCCCAUUGGACACUUCCCAGUGAAUUUUGUGGGAUUUCCAUUGGUCACUUCCCAAUGAGCUGUGCAGGGUUUUGUGGGAUUCCUGUAGGACACUUCCCAAUGAGCUGUGCAGGGUUUUGUAGGAUUCCUGUUGGACACUUCCCUUCCAUUGCCUGGAGGUGAGGCAGCAGCUCCUGGAGCACCCCUCUCCAGCUUUCCCUUCUCCCGUGCUCUCUGCAGGCAGGGCUGAGCCUCUCCCAGGGGAUCUUUGCCAAGGCUUUCCCUGGAUCUUGCUGUCUUCCCUCGGCCGUUCCAGCUCCAGAGGAAAACAGCAACUUCCCAGGAAGCUUUCAAAUUGUCUUAGGAUCAGACGUCACCUAAUCCCACGGGGCUGUUUAGCAUUCUGUGAGCAGACCGCUGGCUUUCCACGCUUUUCAGUCACAUGCCUCCACUUUCCCCUCUUUUUUUUUUUUCUUUUUCUUUUCAUUUUUGGUUGGUUUUGGUUUUUUUUUUUCCCUUUGAUCCCUUUUUUUUUCCACGCCCACCGCUUUGCGAAAAGCGCGAGAUGUUUGGAGCGAGCUUCUCUCCCCCCAGUCCGAGGAGUGGGGCCAAAUUGCCUUUUGUCUGUGAGUAUUUCUUUGUCCUUUCAGGGCCUCCUGUGAGCGGUGAGCCCGUGUGUGGUACCCGGGCACACGGAGCGUGCCCGGGGCUGCCCGUGCAUGUUCGGGCCUGUUGUGCUGACCCAGGCUGGGAUCUCACCCAAGCCAGCCAGGUUUUAGUCGGGAUAUUUGGGAUGGGAAUUGCGGGACCCCCGAGCCUGGCACCCCCCUGUUCCCAGCGUGGGGGGGUCAGCAGGGCCCUGCCCAUCACAGAGGGGGAUUUGCUUUGCUGGCAGUUUGUCCCCCCACCCUCUUCUCCUGCUCUGGCAUCACUGAUUCCCCCUCCCCAAAAUCCUUUUGUUGGACUUUGUGCUUUGUGGUUUGGGGGCUCAGAUCCAGCCCCCUGCUCCUUGGGGCUGGUGGAGCUGCAGCUUCCCCGUGUCCCAGCCCUGGAAAAGGGCUGGAUGUUCAUUGGCCUGGCCCUGGAGAAGGUGGCCAAGGAGUGGGAUUUUUGUCCCCCCUUGUCCCUAGGGCUGGUGGAGCUGCACUGUCCCAGCCCUGGAAACAGUGGCCAAGGGCUGGGUGUUGGUUGCCUCAGCCCCAGAGGUGGUGGCCAAGGGCUGGAAGUUGUCCUUAUGUCCUUGUGGCGCCCACACGUGUGGCUGUCACACUUCCAGGUCCCCUCUUCCCUUUGAAGCAGUUCCCGAGGGGGUGAGGAGCAGCGAUGGGGCUCUGGGUGCUAAUUACCCCCUCAAUUAACACCCCCGAGGGGGUGAGGAGCAGCGAUGGGGCUCUGGGUGCUAAUUACCCCCUCAAUUAACGCCCCCUCUCCUUGCCGGGCUUCCCCUGCCACAGCCCCCAGCCGAGAUCCCCCCUCCCCUCUUUUGGGGACAACUUCGGAGCAGAAUUCCCUGCCCCGAACCCCACCACGGCAAACCAAAAAAAACCAAUCCAGAAACGCCCCCAAAUUCCCCCUUUUUCCUCCUUUCCCCCCCCAAAUCCAGCGCCUCGGAGCUGGGCUUGUCUCUGACCCCUCCUCUCCGAGCUCCCGCCCGUCCCUUCCCCUCCCCGGCUGCCACCUGGAGCUUGGACAACCGGGAUUGAGGGGACCCACGGGCCCCGGGGGAGCCCCCCCGACCCGAGGGAGCCCCCAAAUCCAGGGAAAGCCCCCACCUCCCCGCAGCCUGGGUUUUUUUGCAUGUUCUAGCAAGGUGCAUGUCCAAGGAGGGGAGUCGGCAAUGGGGCGGGUGGUGGGUUGAGUUCAAGCUUAAUUUUCUUUUUGGGAUUGGGAGAACCCCUCUGGCUGCCUCUGGCACAGAUCCCACCUGGCCAGGGGAGCUGGCAGGGAUGCAGAUCCCACCAAACCUCGGCCAGGGAGGACCUGAAGCCCUCCAGGGGUGCAGUGAUGGUGAUUUUAGGGUUCUCGAUGCUGAAGGAUCAUACGCCCGUUGCCUGGAGACUGCCUCCUUUUUAAUUUUUAUUUUUAUUUCUUGCUUUCUUUUUUUUUUUUUUUUUUUUUUAGUUCUGUUGAAAGGAGAAAAAAAUGGUGAAAAUGUUAUUUAUUGGCAGAAAUUAUUUAAUAUAAUUUCUUUUUUUUUUUUUUUUGUGAAACAAGGAAUGAAUUUGUUAGAACUGUCUCGAUGUAAAUCGGAGUCAUCUUUAAGGAGGAAAAAAAAAAAGAAAAAAAAAUUUAAAAAUUGACACAGUCACUGCGCUCCACUGUGAUUUUUUGGGUGGCUGAGGGGGGUUCAUGUGCUGCCAGAAGGGAGGAUUUGGGGGGUUUUAGAGCCUCUCCAGGGCUGGGACAGCCGUCUCCCAGCCCCCAGCACAGGGAGAGGCGGCUCCCGGCUGCGUUUGGAGAUUUGGAGAGCUCUCAGCUCCUGCUCCUCGUCCUUCCCUGGGUAAAUAACGCCGUGCCAGCAGGGACAGGACGGGAUGUGCCAGCUCUUGUUCCACCCCAGCUCCUUCCUUGUCCCUUCUGGGGGUGUUGCCUCCACAGAGAGGAUUCAGGGAGCAGCCCUGGGGUCGGGAUCCCUCUGGGUGGAUCCUGGCGGUUGCAGUUCCACAGUUCUUGCCCAGGGAUCCCCUCCUGCAUCAUUGCCAGGAAGCUGCUGUGGCUCCCACUCUGCCUUCCACACCUGGGAUCCAUCCCCUCUUCCCGAGUGGCAGCCGAAUAUUCAGGAUGAGCUCUGGAGGACUCCAGGCCAUCAUCCCAAUCAUUCAUCCCAAUUCCUUUGGGAAUUCAGCGCCCUCCUCGAGCUCAGCUCACCACGUGCUCCCUGUUCCGCUCCUCCCCGCGCCAUUCCCGCUCCCAGCCCCGGAUGCAUCCAGGGCACUCCCGGGCCGGGACGCUCCGGCUCUCCCACCCUUUUCCUGGGUGUUCCCACCCAAACCGGGGACCCCCCCCAAGCCCCGGCACCGCUCGCAGACCCCGCGCUCGGCACCGGGAGGCUCCUGGAUCAUCCCUGCCCAGGGGAGCAUCCCUGGGAGCAUCCCCGGGGCCGGCCGCACAUUCCCGGCUGGCAUAGCCGCUGAGCAAACAGGAAACACUCGCCCUUUGUUAAUCCCGGCUCGGGCUGCGCGUUAAAUAUUUAUCUGCGAGCGGAGGCUGGUGCUGGGAGCCGCGGGGAGGGAGGGACCGAGGCAGGGCCGGCGCUGGAGGCUCCUCGCCGGGCAAAGGGAAGGUGCGUGCGGAGCAGGAGGGCACGGGCAGCUCCCGGGCACCAUCCCUCCCCCCGGCCAUGGCGGGCCGGCUCCUGCCCCCCGACACCAGCCCGGCCCUGGGUGUGGAGGACGUUCCCCAUCUCCUCCCAGCUCUGCAGGUGUCCCCGCAGCACACGGUGACACGGGUGCCCGUCAUCCGCCACCGCGGCUCCAACACCCUCAACUUCCACUUCCAUGAGCCGGAGAGCCGCGGCGCUGCCGAGAACAGCCAGGGAGCUCCCAAGAGCUCAGUGAAUGAGUGGUACCAGACCUGGCCAGCCAAGGAGGCCAAAGCCCCCAGCACGCAGGUGCCCGCCCAGCCCACCCCCAGCCCCAGGGCUGCCCCCGCCUGCCCACGGCCCCCGGGCUGGUCGGCAACCUGGACCAAGGACAGCAAGCGGCGGGAGAGGCGCUGGGUGAAGUACGAUGGCAUCGGGCCCGUGGACGAGACGGGGAUGCCCCUGGCCUCACGCUCGAGCGUCGACAGCCCCCGGGACUGGUACCGCAGCAUGUUCCGGCAGAUCCACAGCAAGCUGCCAGAGCCCGACUGGGACACCCAUUCCUGCCCCACCACGGCGCCUCCAUCGCCCCCCAAGCCGCGGAGGAGGGGCUCGGCCCCAGCUGAGCCCCCUGGAAUGCCCAACGGGAUGGACUGGACCCGCUGGGGUGCCACCGGUGCCACCGCCGAGCCUGGCAGCAUUUUUGACUACGAACCAGGGAAGUUCUCUCCGCGGGAGCAGAGCCCGGCAGCAGCGAGGCCCAAGCGGGCUCAGUCCAUAGAGGUGCUGCUGGAGCAGGAGCUGGAGCAGCUCAGCGAGGAGCUGGACAAGGACAUGAGAGACAUGGAGACGCGCCGGACCCCCCGCCAGAGCCCGGCGGCUGCUCCCACCGCUCGCUCCCCUGCUCCGGCCUCCCCGGCUGCUCGGGUCAGAGCAGGGAGGGUUCAUGGCAGCAGGGCUGGAUACGAGGCUCAGCCCUGCCCUGAGCCACUGUCACCCCUCAGGAGUCCCCUGUCACCCCAGCGGCUGUGGAGCCCCCCUGCCACCCACCACUCACCUGUCACCCACAGCAUGGAGCGGGGUGGCCUGGGGCUGGCCAGUGACCGGAGUCCUGGCAGAGACACCCUCAGGCCAGGGACCCUCCCCAGCUUGUCGGACCUGGGGGACACCGUGGAGGCCGUCAAGAGGGAAGAGAAGAAGAUGAAAGCUGCUCGCCUCAAGUUCAACUUCCAGGCUGAGUCUCCCAAGGAGCUGACGCUGCAGAAGGGGGACAUCGUCUACAUCCAUAAGGAGGUGGACAGGAACUGGCUGGAGGGGGAGCACCACGGCCGCGUGGGCAUCUUCCCCUCCAAUUACGUGGAGAUCCUGCCCCCCACGGAGGUGCCCAAGCCCAUCAAGGCUCCCACGCUCCAGGUGCUGGAAUACGGUGAGGCGCUGGCGCUCUACAACUUCCGAGGGGAUCUGCACGUGGAGCUCUCCUUUCGCAAGGGCGAGCGGAUCUGCCUGGUGCGGCGGGUGAACGAGAACUGGUACGAGGGGCGGAUCUCGGGCACCAGCCGCCAGGGCAUCUUCCCCGCCACCUACGUGCAGGUGCUGAAGGAGCCGCGGGUCAAAACCACCGCCGAGGACAUCCCUUCCUCUCCCGCCCCCGCCAGCCCCCGGCCCGCGGCCGGAUCGCCGUCCCUGCAGCGCUCGCCCGGCCCCCGCAUGCCCCAGGCUCCCGCCGGCUCCCCCCGGGAAGCCAAGCGGGGUCCCGGGGUGGCGGACGGGCGCCCAUCCUCUCCACGCCACCUCGGUGCCACCUUUCCCCCCUCCCCAAAGCUGCCCCACGCUGGCACCCCCAGCCCCUUGGUGGCCUCUACCAGCCCCCCACACCCUGCGGCCGCCCACCCCCAGGAGCCCCGGCGUUCUGCCUGGACCCCCGAGCAGCGCCCGACCCCGGCGGCACAAACCAGCGCCCGGCCCGAGCCCGCCCCGUCCUACAACGGCUCCGAAAUCCGGUGGACUCCGUACCGGGCACUCUACCAGUACCGGCCCCAGAACGCCGACGAGCUGGAGCUGCUGGAAGGGGACCGCGUGGAUGUCAUGCAGCAGUGCGACGACGGCUGGUUCGUGGGAGUGUCCAGAAGGACGCAGAAAUUCGGCACUUUCCCCGGGAAUUACGUGGCGCCGGUGUGACCGGCGGCCGUGGGGACCUCGGGGGCUUCCCCCUGUCUCGCCGUGUCCCCGCCGUGUCCCCCCACGGGGAUGAAGCGCCUCCAGCUCCCUCCCGCCCCUAUGGGGCUGCUUCUAACAGGGACGAAUCCCCCCAGUGUGGGGUGUCUCCCCCGCCCCAGUGCCUUAACCCGCCCCCUCCUCACCGCUGCCCGGUGCCACCGCCCCGGGGGUCGCCCCGGGGGUCUGCCCGGUGCCGGGCCUGACCAUGACGGCAGUGCCCCGAGAUGUGGGUCCGUGUCCGGGAGUCGCCUUCGCUUCUUUUCCGUCAUUAAAGCUCAGCUCAGCCCGA